UCAACAAUGGCUUCUGGAUUGAUAACACCCCUUGUAAUUUUCGGGGCACUGGUGUGCAGCCCAGUUUCCGGCCAGGGGAUCAUUGAUGGCUGUCCGUCCUACGGGUGCCGCCCGUCAGGGACGUUUUCAUUCAGCUUACAGCCGCCCACAAAUGGCAGCCUAGCCUGGAAAUCGUCUGUCUUCCUGGGCCCAGUUCCUGGCGCUCUUGGUUGUGUUGGUAACGCGAACAAUAUCGUUUGUCAAUCCAAUGGGCCAAGAGAAGUAGGCUACAUCAGUAUCGAUGUAGCUUCAGGUAACUUGAUGUGGAGAGACGCCAUUCUAAGGUUUCCCGUUCUUCCCGUUAUGGAUAUAUAUGGUGACGUCAUAGGGUCAGACGGUCACAGUCUGUUAAUGUACAUGGACGACGGGUCGCUGAAGCCAGUUAUCCACAUGAGUGACUGGGUGUAUCCAAUAUUCAGUUUAUCGAUAACAGAGGAUAGUAUUUUUAUGUUUGUGUCUAAGAAUGGUUACAUCAUCAGCUAUUAUCCAGAUGGUGUCCCGCAUGCGCAAAUUCCACUUCCUGGAGAACUUCAGCAAGUAAAUGGAACAUUCCAUCCAAUAUCGACACCUGUCAUCUCCGGUCGACGAGCUUACAUUCUGACCCAGUUUAUUCCAGAAGGACAAAAAGAACCCGGUAACCUAGGAAUGCAACGUCUUUACGCAGUUGACAUAAUUCCAAGAAUGGUCGAUAGGCUUCAUAUAUCCUGGGUGAUCAAUUUUGAAAUGGAAGAAGCUCCAACUCCAAGAAAAUUUAACAAUCGUGGUAACGUGGUAUUUUUCGACCAAGACCGUGAAGAAGACACCGCCUCUCCUGUCGUUCCUCCCCGCGUUAUGGUUAACCCCGACACAGACACUGUUUACGUAAGUCUUCCGGCUCCCGCUGCUGCAAAUGGCGUCAUGGGUACAAAAUUUUGGGCCAUCAAAGACAAUCAGACGUCAUCCAAACCCGAAAUUCUCUUUAAGAAAAAUUAUGCGCUUUCUUCCAUGGCGACGUAUGAAGUGGGCAGUAAUGGCCGAAAGCAGGAAGUCCGAAAGGGUGGGGUGUGGAAGGGAUUUGGUCCAUUGUGGAAAACUGAUAAAACUCGAGAAUUGGGUGUAGAUGGAGCUUCAUCUGUAUGGGCCGUCGAUGCCAAGAAGGAAACCAUUCUUGAAAUAUCUCCAUCUUCUGGAAACAUAUUGAAAAGUUUGAAUGUUUCUCAGCUGUUACAAGCUAAAGCGGCUGUAACUUCAGAUCUAAUGGUCACCAGAUCAGACAAGAAUGAUGAGGACCAUCUUGUGUUUGCUGUUACUCUUGUGAACGGGCCAUCUACUGCGUUUCACUCACUUUUGAAAUCGUUUGGUGGCGAUCGAUCAGACAACAAGAACUACGUGAUUCAGAUGAAAGGUGACACAGUAGAAUGGGUCGUGCCAACCGUUGAAGAUCUACCAGGGGUAGGCCAAAUUGCCGGCAUCAAAACACAUGACAGCACGGAAGAUGACUUGAAAGAUUUGUAUGUUGUGUUCGCUGGCGAUGACAAAUCGUCGGUGGUCUUUGGUAUUCAUUAGAUACUAGACUUUAGUGGAUAAAACAACAGCAUCAACGAAACACUAAUUGAUGUCGAUUAUAUGUAGAUAUCCAUAAUUCAUGUACAUGUAUAAUAUUGUAAAAUAUGACAAUGGAGCCAAAAUAAAAAGAAAAGAAAAUUGAUAUAAAA
This is a messenger RNA of Magallana angulata, 1733 nucleotides long. RefSeq lists its product as uncharacterized. Lineage: Eukaryota; Metazoa; Mollusca; Bivalvia; Ostreida; Ostreidae. The coding region runs from base 7 to 1584 and encodes 525 amino acids. The transcript has 5 exons. The record is from RefSeq and is a predicted model, not a curated record.